AUGGUCAAGCGCCUGCGACUUCCCUUUCGCAUCCCCUUCUUCCGUAUCUUCUACAGCACAACUUAUACGACCCUCUUCCUGCUCAUCCUCCUCUUACUGGCAAUCACUCCAGCUACCCUUAUCUAUACCGCUCUUCGUGCCAGCGCUUUUCAAUAUGUCUUCGAGAUCGGCGGCGUCUAUGUCCUGGUCAUUAUCUUCACCCUCUUCAUCUACUCGAGUCGACUCUAUACAAAUCGCUCUGUUUUGGCCGCCGUCGGCAAGUCUUGGAUUCCAGUACAACCCGGCGAGGUCAGCAAAAAUGUUCGCAAGGAGGUUGUCAAGGCUGCGAACCGAUGCGCCUUGAUUGCAUUCGAAACAAAGCCGAGGAAUCUACAACCUGAGCUCAUUCGGCUAAAGAAGCAAGAUGAGGAUUCGAGCCACGAUGGUUAUGAUGGUCAUUCCACGACUGUCGGCAAGAUUGUACACGUCGACCCACAACGUCCUCCCUGGGGUCGAGUCUCACAUGCUGGCUGGUCUUCUCCCUCUCAACUAGACGCAAAUCUCGCUCCCCAUAUCCAGUUCCGUACUGUUGUCAUGGAGCUGCCCAACCUUGUGGAAGCUCGCGCUGUUUCGCUAGCUCCUCCGGAUACAUCUUUCGACAUCCCCAAGGAUGGCACCGCUACUGCCGACGAACAGGUUGUGAGCUUGCUAUCUAGGAAGCCGACGGCAGAUAUGCGAUCAUAUCUAGCUCAACUCUCCAGCCUCGGCCUCAUUCCCCCGGAUGCUGGUCAAGACUUUGUCCAACGUUACGAACAUGCUCGUUUUUCUCCUAUACAAAUCAACGAGGCUGAAUUCGAAGAUCUCAUGUCGGCGUUCGCCCAUCUACUCGCGAAUAUGAACCAACUCCCAUCACGCGUCAUCGACCUGGCUCACUCUCAAAGCUCCGAACUAUCGUCUUCCGAUACAUCAAGCUUAUCCUCUAUUUCAUCCCGCAGCGACAGCAUAUCCUCUUCUAUCGCUGGUUCUGUGUUCCGCGCCCGUAUGCCUAACUCAAGAUUACCAUCUUUCUAUACUCCGCGCGCUUCAAUAUCUGUAGCACGCACACCUUCUCCGACCGCCCGUCGUGCAGUCCCAUAUUCUACGCCUCGACCUCAUACCUCGCAGACAGGCAACACUGUCUAUCAGGACGGCAAGGCCUAA
Messenger RNA from Aureobasidium pullulans EXF-150, 1179 nucleotides. RefSeq lists its product as uncharacterized. The transcript is spliced from 2 exons. The record is from RefSeq and is a predicted model, not a curated record. NCBI's taxonomy places the organism in Eukaryota, Fungi, Ascomycota, Dothideomycetes, Dothideales, Saccotheciaceae. The coding region runs from base 1 to 1179 and encodes 392 amino acids.